GGUUUUAGUUGACCGACUAGUUUUAGAGCCACAUGCGAGUUUGUAAACAUUAGGCUAUCUGGCUAUCUCAGCAGCAACUAUAACAUACAACAUUCAGAACACUUAUAGCACAAAUCACAUUUGUCUGGUUACCCGGUGAGUAAUUGCUACUGAUGUUCAAUGAAGACUCUGAAGCUGUUGUCAGUGGAUCCAUCUGACCGGGGCUCUCAGAGAUGCAGACUGGGUCCAGAGUUGAUGUCAGCGUUGGGUCUGAAGCUGGGCUCUCCCCUGCUGGUGUCUGUCCCCGGGGGAAGCUGCCUUUGCAUUGCAUGGUCUCGGUCUGAUAUGGCAGAGGGCUUCCUACAGAUGGACCUGAAAUGUUGCUCCCCCAGUCUGAUUCCUCACCCUCCCACACACCUGCAUAUGGACUGCGAUCGGCUCACACCUGUAUCCUGUCCCAAACUGAAAACUAUCAAAAUAACUGUGGUCGUCCAGAGUGCCAGUUUUAAAAAGCACACGUCUUCCAGCCUCGUUCAUGAGCUUGUGAAAGACAUGUUGAAAGGUGUCUACAUCCACGAGAAGCAUGUGAUAAACCUGGAGGACUUUGACACAGAGAUUAAAUAUGUGGUUAUUGAAGGCAUUCAUCCGGAUUCUGCCAGUUCUGGAUUAAUCACCGCAAAAACUGGUGUGGAGAUAACUCGGAUCCAGACAGUCAGACAUUACAUGAGUCAACUGCGGGAGGAACACACGGUGUCACUGGGGGGUCUGGACGAGGUGAGUGCUUCCCUAAGAGAGAUGCUCCAGCUGCCUCUGCUUUAUCCAGGCACAUUGAACUCUCUAGGUGUGUCAUGUCCCAGAGGAGUUCUCCUGGUGGGGCCUCCAGGUGUGGGCAAGACCCUGCUGGUCCGCAGAGUGGUGGGGGAUGUGGGAGCCAGCCUGAUGGUGGUCAGAGGACCAGAGGUGGUGGGAUCACGGCCGGGGGAGAGUGAGGAGCAGCUGCGUGCUGUGUUUGAGCGAGCUCGAUCCGCAGCUGAAGAGGGUCCGUGUGUGCUUUUCUUAGAUGAGCUGGAUUCUCUCUGUCCAAGGAGAACUGGCUCAUCGUCCCCAGAGAACCGUCUGGUUGCUCAGCUUCUCACACUGAUGGACGGGAUGGAUCGGUCUGAUCGCUUUCUCAUUAUUGGAGCCACCAACCGCCCGGACAGCUUAGACCCAGCACUACGCAGGCCGGGACGAUUCGACAGAGAGGUUGUCAUUGGAGCUCCCACCAUGCAGCAGAGACGAUCCAUCUUGUCUGUUCUGUGUGCGAAGAUGCCCGUGUGUCCCAGUGUGGACAUGAUGGAGCUUGCGCAGAGAACUUCAGGCUAUGUAGGAGCAGAUCUCAGUGCACUGUGCAGGGAAGCUGCAAUGAACGCUAUCAGGGAAAACUCCAAGGGUUCAGGGGCACAGACCCUGUGUAUGAAUCACUUCCAGGAUGCACUGAAGUUGGUUCGUCCCUCUUGUCUGCGCAGCAGCCUGGGCAGGACGGAGCUUUCUCCAGUGUCCUGGGAGCAGAUCGGAGGCCUGGAUGACGUCAAACUCAAACUGAGACAGAGUAUUGAGUGGCCCAUGAGAUUCCCUGAGGCGUUCGUACGCCUGGGUCUUAGUCGUCCCCGUGGUGUGCUGCUCUUUGGACCUCCAGGAUGUGCAAAGACAACUCUUGUCAGAGCUGCAGCGACCUCCUCCCACUCUUCCUUCCUGUCUGUCAGUGGUGCUGACCUCUACUCUCCGUAUGUGGGAGACUCGGAAAAGGCUUUAGCACAGCUGUUUCGGCAGGCCCGUGCCUGCGCUCCCUGUGUCCUGUUCCUCGACGAGAUCGACUCUCUGAUCGGCUCGCGAUCGACCGGUCAGACGUCCAGCGGUGUACACACACGCCUCCUGUCUGUUCUCCUGAACGAGAUGGACGGCGUGGGCCUGAAGACGGUGGAGAGGAGAGGAACAGAGAGGAUCCUCCAGGCAGAGGGAGUGGGAGAGUGUCACACACAGGAACAGAUGGACUGCCAGGAAGUGUGCAACAAAGAUGUAAUGGUUGUUGCCGCCACAAACAGACCUGACUGCUUAGACAGCGCCCUCCUCAGACCUGGCAGACUCGACCACAUCAUCUAUGUGCCACCUCCCGACCAGCAGGCUCGACUCGCCAUCCUGAAGGUUUGCACUCGGUCCAUGCCGGUCGAUGCUGAUGUGUGUCUGGAGGAUCUCGUGACAAACACUGAGCUUUACUCUGGAGCUGACCUGGAAAAUCUGUGUAAAGAGGCUGCUCUCUUGGCGCUGCAGACAGAGAACAUGGAGGCUCGUGUCAUCAAAUACACUUACUUCCUGCAGUCCCUCAGAAAAAUGAGGCCGUCACUCACAGCCCAGCAGAUCCACACUUAUCAAACACCUCUCACAUCAUGAUCAUGUAAAUUGUAUUAUGACAGACGGAUAUUUUAAAAUAAAAAUGACUACAACAUGA
Molecule: messenger RNA, 2467 nt
Organism: Solea senegalensis (Senegalese sole)
Lineage: Eukaryota; Metazoa; Chordata; Actinopteri; Pleuronectiformes; Soleidae
Gene: afg2b
Product: spermatogenesis associated 5-like 1
Exons: 11
Coding region: 160-2409 (749 amino acids)
Molecular function (GO): ATP hydrolysis activity; ATP binding
Source: RefSeq, a predicted model, not a curated record